Messenger RNA from Drechmeria coniospora, 1731 nucleotides. RefSeq names its product Amino-acid permease inda1. Bases 1 to 1731 code for a protein of 576 amino acids. The transcript is spliced from 4 exons. Gene Ontology annotation, cellular component: membrane. Gene Ontology annotation, biological process: amino acid transmembrane transport. Gene Ontology annotation, molecular function: amino acid transmembrane transporter activity. The record is from RefSeq and is a predicted model, not a curated record. Lineage: Eukaryota; Fungi; Ascomycota; Sordariomycetes; Hypocreales; Ophiocordycipitaceae.
AUGUCCGACAAGGGCAGCUUCGUGGCCACGCCCGCCGAGGGCGGCGAGAAGCCUCACUCCAUCACCGAGAGCAAGGACGUCGCCGGCGAUAACUUCGCCGCCACCUUCCAGGACGAAGAUAAAUGGACGCGCAACGGCCUCAACCUCAAGUCCUUCCAGAAGCGCCACUAUGGCCGCGGCAUCGUCGAGCUGGACCGCGCCAUCAAGACGCGCCAUCUGCACAUGAUUGCCAUCGGCGGCUCCAUCGGCGCCGGCUUCUUCGUCGGCUCCGGUAGUGCCCUGAGCAAGGGUGGCCCUGCCUCUAUUCUCAUCUGCUUCAGUAUCGUCGGAUUCAUGGUUUUCAAUGUUGUCUUUGCCCUCGGCGAGCUUGCCGUCAUGUAUCCCAUUUCUGGCGGCUUCUACACCUACGUCACCCGCUUCAUCGACCCCUCUAUCGGUUUUGCCAUCGGCUGGAAUUACUUCUUCCUCUGGAGUGUCGUCCUCCCGCUCGAGCUUACCGUGUGUUCCCUCGUGAUACAGUACUGGGACAAUCAGACGAGCGUCGCUGUUUGGAUCACCAUCUUCCUCGUCGCCGUCAUUGUCGUCAACGUCUUCGGCAGCCUCGGCUUCGCCGAGGAGGAGUUCUGGGCUUCCUCCAUCAAGCUUACCGCCAUCCUCAUCUUCAUGUUCAUCUCUCUCAUCCUCGUCCUUGGUGGCGGGCCCGAGAACGGCGAGUACAACAAAUACUUGGGCGCCGGCUACUGGUAUGAUUCCGGCGCCUUCCGGAACGGAAUGCGUGGCUUCUGCUCCGUCUUCGUCACCGCCGCCUUCUCCCUCACGGGCACCGAGCUCGUCGGUCUCGCCGCCGCCGAGACGAAAAACCCGGUCCGCUCCGUCCCCGGCGCCAUCAAGAUGGUCUUUUGGCGAAUCGUCGUCUUCUACAUCCUAGGCCUCUUCUUCGUCGGCCUCUUGAUCCGCGGCGACGACGAGCGUCUGCUGUCCAGCGAGGCCUAUGCCGACGUCAAGGCCUCGCCCUGGGUUCUUAUCGGCCUCCACUCUAAACUUGUAGGGUUGGAUCACUUCAUGAACGCCAUCAUUCUCGUUUCCGUUCUCUCCAUCGGUUGCUCUGCCGUCUACGGCGGCUCUCGUACCCUCACCGCCCUCGCCCAGCAGGGAUACGCUCCCAAGAUCUUUACCUACAUCGAUCGAUCCGGCCGGCCGCUGCCCUCGGUCAUCCUCCUGAUCCUUACCGGACCCCUCGCCUACAUUAACCUCAGUGCCUCCGGACCCGUUGUCUUCGAAUGGUUGCAGGCCAUCUCCGGCCUCGCCAUCCUCUUCUCUUGGGGUGCCAUCUGCCUGGCCCACAUUCGCUUCCGCAGUGCGUGGGCGUAUAGGGGCCACACGGUCGACGAGAUCCCCUUCCGUGCCAUCUUCGGCGUCUGGGGUUCCUGGAUCGGUCUCGUCCUUUCCGUCAUCGUUCUCAUCUCGCAGACCUAUACUGCUCUUUGCCCGGUCAACACGGAUGGCUUCAACACCGUCGAGGGCUUCUUCAAAUCGUACCUUGCGUUUCCCGUCGUCAUCAUCUUCUGGAUCAUCGGCUUCGCGUGGAAGCGUUCUGGUUGGCUCCGCGUGGACCAGAUUGAUGUGGACUCGGGCCGCCGCGAGUUGGAUUGGGAUGAAGUGCGGUCGUACCAGGCAUGGGUCAAGGGCCUUCCAGUGUGGCGACGAACGAUUCACAAACUCAUUUUUUAG